This is a messenger RNA of Nematocida parisii ERTm1, 993 nucleotides long. RefSeq names its product 60s ribosomal protein l4. Gene Ontology annotation, molecular function: structural constituent of ribosome; RNA binding. The transcript has a single exon. Gene Ontology annotation, biological process: translation. The record is from RefSeq and is a predicted model, not a curated record. Lineage: Eukaryota; Fungi; Microsporidia. Gene Ontology annotation, cellular component: cytosolic large ribosomal subunit; ribosome. The coding region runs from base 1 to 993 and encodes 330 amino acids.
AUGAUACAAAAUCAAGUAGAGUGCUAUGAAAUAGACGGAAACACAAUAUAUAAAAAGGUAGACUUACCAAAAGUAUUCUCCAUUCCAGUGAGAAGUGACUUAGUAUGCGUUGUUCACGAUAUGGUAAAGAGAAACACCAGACAGCCAUAUGCAGUUGAUCCAAUGGCCGGUAUGAGACAUUCUGCCCACUCCUGGGGAACUGGAAGAGCGCUUGCUAGAGUGCCUCGUGUAUCCGGUGGUGGUACACAGAGAGCUGGACAGGGAGCCUUUGCCAACUUCUGUAGAAAGGGUAGAAUGGCCAGUCCUACUACUGUUUUAAGAAGAUGGUUCAGAAAGACUACUAAGAACACAAGAAGGCAUGCCGCAGCAAUGGCAGUUGCAGCAACUGCAUCUCCUGCCCUGGUUGAAAGCAGAGGACAUAUUAUUUCUCAGUUGAAGAGCAUACCAAUUGUUAUUUCCAAUGAGAUAGAGUCUUUAAAGAGAACUAAGCAAGCUCUUGAACUUAUAAACAACUUCUCGCUUACAGAAGAAAUUGAAAGAGUAAAAAACAGCAAAGCCAUAAGAGCAGGAAAGGGUAAAGCAAGAAACAGAAGAUGGGUCUUAAGAAGAGGAGUUCUUGUCAUUUACAAAGAGGAUAAAGGAAUUACCAAAGCAUUUAGAAACAUCAGAGGAAUAGACUUAAUGCCAGUUGACCAAUUAGAUCUUUUAAAGCUUGCACCUGGUGGUCACCUUGGAAGACUUGUUGUAUGGACAGAGGGAGCUUUUGAGAGAUUAAGAGAGCUCUUUGGAGAUGAUGGAAGAGUUGCUGUUAAAGAAGGAUACAACUUACCAGAGUCUAAGAUUAGUUGCCCAGAUGUUAAAGUCUUACUGAAGUCUCAAGAAGUACAGGCCCUCUUUGACAAGAAGCCAUGCUUGAAGCUUGGAAAGACAAAGGCAGACCCAAGUGUGGUGGCAUCAAUUAACCCAUACUUUGAACUUUUCAACACGGUUUAA